Molecule: messenger RNA, 3030 nt
Organism: Mytilus trossulus (common blue mussel)
Lineage: Eukaryota; Metazoa; Mollusca; Bivalvia; Mytilida; Mytilidae
Product: ankyrin-1-like
Exons: 1
Coding region: 1-3030 (1009 amino acids)
Molecular function (GO): protein binding
Source: RefSeq, a predicted model, not a curated record
AUGGAAAAACUAAAGAAUUCAUAUGUUAAAAAAAUAAACGCUGCAUACACAUUUAUCCAUGAUAAGGUAUUUGAGAUUUUUGUGCAUUUCUGUGGUAAACAUGUGUAUGACUUUAUGCUCGAAAUAGCACACCCAUGUGUCAUACGUGAUCGUUUUGUAUUUAAAAAUUUACUGGGAGAAACCAUGAAGCAUGCAAAUUUAGUGGAAAUCUCGCCUGAAAGGGAAAACAAAUAUUUUGAAAGAUUGAAAAAAGAUGCAGAACAGGGUUUAUUUCAAACUGUUUUUUCAAAUCCAAAUUUAAAUGACAUAGCCUUUCGUUCUAAUUUCAUAAAUCGUAUUGCAAAGAUUGUAGUUAACUCACUACCAGCUAAAAUAGUAUUUUCGUUGUUAAUGUCUAUGAUCGAAUUCGGUUUUUGCGACAUUGUAUCCAUUCUGUUGACAAAAGAUGUAGAUUUAAACCAGAUACAUUGGGAUGGCGAAACUGCUCUGUUUAAAGCGUCUUGUAAAGGAUGCACUAGCAUCGUUGAACUACUAUUACAAAAAUAUGCUGAUCCAAAUGUGCAUGCUUGUUUCAAUUUUCUAAAUCAUAUUGAAAAGAAUUAUCCAGGAAUUACUGUAAACGGUAUCUAUGGUAACUGUACCUAUAUCAGUUCAGAUCCUUGCCAUUCGAAGAGAUAUGACGUUUGUAUAAACGAAUGUGAAACAACUUACUCCUUCCCAAUUGCUUCCACAAUACCAUGCACCAUUGAUCCAUUAACAGUUGAAACGUACAUGCAAAAUUUAAAAAGUAGAAAAAUGUCCCGGUUUGAGUCGUAUGAAACGUACAAAGUAUCACCUCUUCAUGUGGCUGCAAGUAAAGGUUAUACUGAAAUUGUAAAACUAUUGUUGGGUCAGAAUGUUCAACCUGUUUUUUCUACUGACUGUUACCUUAUAGCGUCACCUUUGCUUAUAGCUUCAAAUCAAGGUUACAAGGAUAUUGUUCAAUUGUUGUUACAGAAAAAAGCUAAUUCCAAUACAUCAGAACUGGCUUAUAUCCAGAAAGAAUAUACUCAGUCAAGUUUAGAGGCCCCUUUACAUAAAGCCAUUGAGAAGGGUUAUUAUGAUAUUGUAGAAUUACUGCUUAAUCAACAUAAAGAUUAUUUUCCAUACGAUGAAACUUCACGAAUGAGUACGUCACAUACAAAGUUCAAUAUGAUGUUUUAUUUAGAUAUGCUUAUAAUUGCAGUUGCUAAUGGUCGUUAUGAAAUAGUGAAAUUGCUUUUAGAACAAAAUUCUGGUUCAAAUUUGUGCGAUGAAAAUUACGUAUCACUGCUAUUUCAAUCAAUAGAUUACGGAAAAAUAGAAAUUGUACAAUUGAUAAUAGAAUAUAGAUUUUAUGCUAAUUAUUGUUAUGAAAGCAACGAAUCACUUUUGUGUAGAGCUACAUCUAAAGGUCAUUAUGAGAUUGUGAAAUUGUUAUUAAAAUACAACGUUGAUUGUCGUAUUUGUAAAAAGGGGGAUCAUGAAACGCCACUUCAUAUAGCUGCAUUGAAGGGUCACACUAAGAUCGUAUUAUUGCUGCUUGAAAAUAACAAUAAUCCAAACACAUUAGAUCAGGACGGGCAAUCAGCCUUGCAUAUUGCAACACACAAGGGUUAUUUAGAGAUAGUUAAAUUAUUGUUGCGACAUAAAUGUGAUCCUCAUGCAUGUAAUAAAGAGAAAGAAUCGCCGUUGUUUAUCGCAUCACAAAAUGGUAAUACUGAUAUUGUAAAAUUAUUGUUGGAUAAUGAUUGUGAUCCCGAUAUUUGUGAUAAACACAAUCAGUCGCCUUUGUUUAUUGCAUCUCUAAGGGGUUAUGUUGAGAUUGUCAAGUUAUUAUUGUAUCAUAAUUCCGAUCUGAAUAUAUGUAAUGAAUACAACGAAUCACCUUUGUUUGCCGCUUCAAGACGAGGUCGAACUGAUAUUUUAAAGCUUUUAUUAGAUUAUAAUUCUGUUCUUCAUUUACAUGAUAUAUACUUUGAAUCACCACUGUAUAUUGCUUCAUUUUGGGGAUAUACUGAGGUUGUUAAAUUAUUGUUAUGUUAUCAUAGUGAUGCUCAAAUUUGUAACGAAUGUGCCAAAUUAUCUCUUUUUACUGCCUUACAAUGCGGUCAUACGGAGAUUGUAAAAUUAUUGUUAGAAAAUGAUUGCAAUCCUAAUGAAUGUAAUAAAUACAAUGAAUCUCCUCUAUUUGUUGCUUCAUUUCUGUGUCAUACUGAAAUUGUAAAAUUAUUGUUUGAUUAUAAUUGUGAUCCUGAUGUGUGUAAUGUAAACAGUGAAUCCCCACUUUUUGCUGCGUCAAGAUGGGGCUUUACUGAGAUUGUUAGAUUAUUGUUAGAUCAUAGGAGUCGCCCUAAUCUAUGUAAUAGAGAAAAUGAAUCGCCCUUGUUUAUAGCUUCCUGUAAGGGUUAUACUGAUACUGUAAAGUUGUUGUUAGAUCAUGAUAGCGAUUCUAAUAUCUGUAAUAAAGACCAGAAAUCACCUCUGUUUAUGGCUUCUUUUCAAGGUCACACUGAAAUUGUAAAACUAUUGUUAGAUUAUAAUAGUGAUCCUAAUAUUUGUAAUAAAAACAAUUAUUCACCCCUGUUGGUCGCUUCCUCUGCCGGUCAUAAUGGAAUUGUAAAUCUAUUGUUAAAUCACAAUAGUGAUCUUAAUAUAUGUAAUAAAAGCAAUGAAUCUCCUCUAAAUGUAGCUUCUUCUCAUGGUCAUACUGAAUCUGUUCAACUAUUGUUAGAUCAUAAUAGUGAUUCUGGUGCUUGCAAUAAAGACAACGAAUCUCCUCUUUUUGCUGCGUGUUUGAACGGUCAUAUUGAAAUUGUACGAUUAUUGUUAGCUCAUAAUAGUGAUCCAAAUAUUUGUAAUACAAAUGACUAUUCUCCUCUACUGGUCGCUUUAUCCUACGGUCACACUGAAAUUGUCAAACUAUUAUUAGAUAAUAAAAGUCAUCCUAAUAUAUGCAGUAAAUACAAUGAAUCUCCUUUGUUUGUUGCAUCUGUAAAACUGAUCUUGUGA